AUGGAAAGCAAAAGCGGAGGAGGCAUCAGGUUCGAAGAUUGUUCUCUUCUUCUUCAUGUACGAAGAUUAUUCUCUUCUUCUCCAUCUGUUUUUGGAACACAUGGCUCUAGGAACCCUCGCACGUUCACGUUUCCCGAUCUUUCCUACGAUUAUGACGCACUGGAGUCGGCGAUUAGCGGAGAGAUCAUGCAACUCCAUCCCCAGAAACACCACCAGACUUACAUAACCAACUACAAUAAAGCUAUCGAGCAGCUCGAUGAUGCUAUCACCAAGGGAGAUGCUUCAACUGUUGUCAAAUUGCAGAGCACUAUUAAGUUCAAUGGCGAAGGUCAUGAAGGAGGUGGCGAGCCACCACAUGGUUCUUUGGGCUUGGCUAUCAACCAGAGCUUUAGUUCUGUGGAAAAAUUGAUUGCUAAAAUGAACACAAAAGGCGCUGCUGUGCAAGGUUCUGGAUGGGUGUGGCUUGCUGUUGACAAAGAGUUGAAGAGGCUUGUGGUUGAAACCACAUCAAACCAGGACCCACUGGUUACAAAAGGUCCAAGUUUGGUUCCUCUGCUUGGUAUAGAUGUUUCGGAGCAUGCAUACUACUUACAGUAUAAAAAUGUCAGGCCCGAUUACUUAAAGAACAUCUGGAAGGUGAUCAACUGGAAAUAUGCAAGUGAGGUAUAUGAGAAAGAGUGCCCUUAAAAGAGUUGCAGGUUUGUUAAGAUUUAAAGGAUGCAAUAAAGAAACCCUAUUUUACCCUUGGGAUAAGAACAUACUGUGUAUGAAACCA
Lactuca sativa (garden lettuce) is the source of this 775-nucleotide messenger RNA. The record is from RefSeq and is a predicted model, not a curated record. Lineage: Eukaryota; Viridiplantae; Streptophyta; Magnoliopsida; Asterales; Asteraceae.